AGCAAUAUGUAUAUUUAGGAAGAUGUCUUCGUCAACAACGAUCAAGCCCACUCGACUAGCACGAAAUACCUGCCUGAUACGAUGUUGACUUCGGUGCUGUUGCUGGCUUCGCUUUGCGUGGCGGCCUUCGCCCGGCUGGAGUGCAAAGUCCCACAUCUUGGCGGGGGACGAGACGAUGGACCUGCUAUUAGCGCUGCGUUUCAGCGAUGCGCAAAGAAUGGCAAAGUCGUGCUGGACCAGUAUUACUCAGUGGACUCCCUACUCUUGAUCACAGGGCUCGAUGAUGUCGAGAUCGUAUUGUCUGGGACUUUGCAAUACACGCCGGACAUUGCCAAGUGGUCUCCUCAGAGCCUCUUCCUGACGUACCAGAACGCGUCCACCGCCUGGUUCCUUUCGGGCAACAAUAUCCUCCUUCAUGGAGGCGGAACCCUUGACGCCAACGGUCAAGUAUGGUAUGAUGCAUUUGCCUCCAGCAAUGAUGCUGGCACCGCAGGCGGCUCUUCGACGACUUUUGAACGCCCGGUCCCCCUCACUGUGGGGAACUCGACCAAUGUUGUUAUCGAAGACAUCACACAGCUAAACUCGCCGUUCUGGAACAACUUCGUGUAUCAAAGUACGAAUGUGACGUAUAGGAACAUAACAAUCAAUUCGGUGUCGUACUCGAGUUCGCCGGCUUCCAACACAGACGGCUGGGACAUCUACCGCUCGAACAAUGUGACUAUCACCGAUUCCAGGAUCAAUAAUGAUGAUGAUUGUGUCUCUUUCAAGCCGAACAGCACAAAUAUUGUCUUUGCUGGUGAGACGGACAUCGUUGCCAAUGUGACGGUGUUCAACAUUUCGAUGAACAAUGCUCAAAACGGUGCUCGGAUCAAGGUCUUUGGCGGGAGCCCUGAUCCUAAUAGUACCGCAGGAGGCGGGUCAGGAUUUGUCAAAAACGUCACUUACUCUGACUUCCAAGGCAAGCCUUACGCCAUCGUCUCUGCUGAUUCCUUGGUAAGCAACGUGGACAACCCCAUCACCGUUGACCAAUGCUAUUCUACUCCUGUCGAGACUUGCGCGGAGUUCCCAAGCACCCUCACUAUCUCAGACGUCCAUUUCAUCAACGUGACCGGGACAUCAUCUGGUGCUGAGCAAAACGUUGUGGUAGACAUCGAAUGCUCCGCCGAGUGUACGGACAUCACUGCUACCGGGACGCAUAUUGAGCCUCCCAGUGGCAGUCCCGAGUUCGUGUGUGUCAACGUCACGAGCGUGAAUGAGCUUGAUUUCAACUGUACAGCUCCCCCGUCGUAAUUUUGCACAAGCAGGGACAAGUACCUUUGAUACAUCUGAUACCAUGAUUUCCACACUCGACUACCGCUGUUUUGACACUCCGUGCCAAUCAUGCACGGGUUCGCGCAGCUCGGUCCUUCGUAUUCUCGCCUUGUCCGCAGCGUCACUAGUCACUUCCUGUCAGGACUUAGUACUUAGUCUUUGCGCGUACGCUGUCGGAACAUUUGCAUAACAUGCG
Molecule: messenger RNA, 1507 nt
Organism: Phanerochaete carnosa HHB-10118-sp
Lineage: Eukaryota; Fungi; Basidiomycota; Agaricomycetes; Polyporales; Phanerochaetaceae
Product: glycoside hydrolase family 28 protein
Exons: 14
Coding region: 82-1290 (402 amino acids)
Biological process (GO): carbohydrate metabolic process
Molecular function (GO): polygalacturonase activity
Source: RefSeq, a predicted model, not a curated record